This is a messenger RNA of Eriocheir sinensis (Chinese mitten crab), 1239 nucleotides long. RefSeq names its product 39S ribosomal protein L20, mitochondrial-like (gene mRpL20). The record is from RefSeq and is a predicted model, not a curated record. The coding region runs from base 169 to 609 and encodes 146 amino acids. The transcript has 4 exons. NCBI's taxonomy places the organism in Eukaryota, Metazoa, Arthropoda, Malacostraca, Decapoda, Varunidae. Gene Ontology annotation, cellular component: ribosome. Gene Ontology annotation, biological process: translation; ribosomal large subunit assembly. Gene Ontology annotation, molecular function: rRNA binding; structural constituent of ribosome.
UGCCUGACCCUCGCAGGCCGCCACCAGACCCAGACCAAUUCGCGGGACCCAAACACCGCUACGCUGUGCACGCAGCCUCCCACGGGCCGGCGAGUUGAUCUUUUCUUGAGCUUUAGUUCCUCUCCCUCAGGACACCAUCGAUCCGCGGACUGACACACAUUCGAGAAGAUGGUGAUAACGUCCCCGACACUGUUUGCCCGCACUAGGGGAGGAGACAAGUACUGGAAGAGGAGGAGAGUGUUCUCGCUGACUGCGCACUUCUAUGGCCGAAAGAAGAAUUGUUACACUUCUGCUAUAAGAUAUGUUCAUCGGGCUCUACAGUAUAACACUCUGGCACGACAGCUAAAGAAGCGUGACCUUAAGGAGUUAUAUGAUACACGCAUUACUGCUGCUUGCACUGAGUUAGGCACACAGUACACAGACAUGAAGAGUGUGCUGGACAACACCAAUAUUGCCUUGGACAGAGGUAUUUUGCAAAACCUGGCUAUAUGGGAGCCACGAUCUUUCCGGGCUCUCACACUAGUUGCCAAAGCCAAACAAGCAGAACUUGGUUUGAACUCCUUGGAAGGUCCUUCUCCAGCUGGUGUGAUCACUCGGGGAAUGUUGUAGUCAUUUCUUCCCCUCACUUGAAUGAAAAAUAUAAAGUGUUUGUAGAGACUAUACCAGGGCUACUCAGCUGGUGAACUGCGGUCUGAAUCUGGACCUUGCGAGUGUUGUAGCUGGACCCCAGGCUCCAGGAGUAGAUAGAUAUAAAAAAAUAACAUGAAGGUCCUGCCAAUGGAUUCUUGCCAGUGCAUUUCCUCCACUGACCGUUGACCCUACAGUCAAGAAAUACACCAGGACCUUCAUGUUAUUUAAUUAUAAUUUUCUACUCCUGGAGCCUGGGGUCCAGCAGUAAUAUUUAUCUGGACCUCUGCAUACAUUUGAACUUGUCUAGCUGGACCUUUGCUCCUAAUAGUUGAGUAGCCCUGGCCUAUACCCGAAGUCUUCUGGAGCAAAACGGUUAUUUUCCCUUUGUGAUUGAGAGAUCUGUGGAAUUAUUUAUAAAUGUAAUAAAACUGUAUAUAAAUAUUAGUAGUAUAAGUCUACUCAAGAAGAGAGCACAUCUCGCAUUGCACAAAAAUGUAACCAGUGUCAAUAUUUGAAGAGAAAUUACAUAUUGAAAUCAGACAAGAAAAGGUAACCUGGGUUAAGUAGACCACAUUCCUGUUGGCACCCAUAGUAAAAUGAGUAAGUCCA